Molecule: messenger RNA, 3166 nt
Organism: Epinephelus lanceolatus (giant grouper)
Lineage: Eukaryota; Metazoa; Chordata; Actinopteri; Perciformes; Serranidae
Gene: fbxl12
Product: F-box/LRR-repeat protein 12
Molecular function (GO): protein binding
Source: RefSeq, a predicted model, not a curated record
ACAGAGACUCGCAGUGUUGAACAUAAAGAAGUAUAUUUGAUUUAAUCUGUAAACUGAGGCGCUCGGUGGGUCCUACAGUUUGUGGGCAGCUGUUUCCGGGGGGUCCCUGAUGCAGGCGCAACCUGUGUGCGCCAGGAAAUCAGUCCGUGUCCGAGGUUCAACUAGUUUUGUCCAGAAAAUGGAUGAAUUUAAAGCCUGUAAUCUGGACUACUUACCCGAAAACAUCUUAAUUGACAUGUUGUCUUAUCUGAGCGUACGGGAGCUCGUGAGAGCCGGAAGAGUGUGUAAGAGAUGGAGACGCCUUGUUAAAGACCAAAGACUGUGGAGAACUGUCGACCUGACUGCAUGGAAGGGGGUGACCUCCCGCAUCCUGUGGCUCCUGCUGCGUCAGUAACUGGGUUGCGGAUUAAGGUGCCUUAGGUUGCGUGGUUUGCUGCUGUCUGCCCGAGGGGGCACCUUUCUGUCUGAGUCUUGGCUCAAAGCUUUGUCCACAAAGUGCCCUCGCCUGAGUAAGCUCUAUCUCCUGCACGCAGACCUGAGAUGCCUGCCCAGCUGCCAGCUCCUGCCUCCGUCUUUGCAGGUGCUGGAGCUGCGUGGCUGCGAGCUGCCUCUACUUUUUUUCAAACAGACUCCUACUUCACCUGCAGAAGCCACGUCCAGUGAUAGUGCUCAACAGCAAGGAAAGGAUCGGAAAGGAAAAGGGCAUGGCUCUCCAUCAGGGAUUGGUAUUGAGAGGUUAGUCCUUCACAAUGUGCCCUCUUUCACGGACGACCACCUGCAGAGUCUGGCAUCAUGGGAGAAGCUCAGUCGAUUAGAGCUGCGAGACACCUUUCGUGUUUCGGCUAAUGGGCUCAGGAACUGUUCUGCCAAGGAUGGUGCCUGUGGUGUGGAGGGGCUUUCAAGGCUCAAGUUUCUGGAAUUAGGCAUCACUGGGCGGCAGGGCUACCAGUUACAGAUGGCCUCUCUCGGGCUGGGGACAGGAUGGCUCGGACUGGAGGAACUGAGUCUCGGGGGUAAGGAGGUGGGACCAGGCUUGCUUUGUGCCAGCCGUCUGAAGGACCUGAAGUCACUGUGCCUGUGGGCCUGCACGCUCAGCGAGAUGCAGAUAGUGCGGAGCUGCAGGAUGCUCCGCGGGCUCCGCCGCAUGGAGUUUUUGGAGGUGAUCUUCCAGCCUCGGCAGUGUCCACCAGCACAGGAGGGGGAGGGUGACGGUGGUGGAGAAGAGCAGGACAAUGAGGAAGCUGCAGGGGGAGAUAACAGCAAUGAUGAGAACAAGGAGAUAGACACGAAAGAUCCCAUUCCAAGUUUGCGUCGCUCGCUGGCUGUCCUGCUGCCGUCUUGCACACUAGUGUUCACCAACUGCUCUGUUCAGAUCAGUGCAGAUUAACUGAGGUCUCUGAUACUACUGUAUGCAAGUGGCCAACAUAGAUACUAUUUUCUCUCUCACCAGCUUAUGCCAUUUUAGGUAGUGUUAUGGAUGUAAUGAAUGACUUAAGUUCUAAUUAUUGUGUCAUUUACAUACUUAGGCUCAGCCCACAUGAGCUUACAAGAUACCACAAUCACAUAUUUAGACCUUUAUGUCAACAAAGUUUUAAAAUCAUUGACAAAACAUCUACUGUGUGACACGGGAGAAAUCAAAGUCACCUCUAAAUACUACAGAUUGCCUUCUUUUCCAGGCUUUUAAGACUGUUUCCUUAAAAUAUUUUUUAAUAUGCCAGUCUCAACAGACAGAGGAGGAAAACCAGUUUUAAACUGUGCAAUUACAGACCUCUAGCUUUGAAAUAAACAAACAGUUGCAUAUAAAUCAGGGCCAUACUUUUGUUUAAUAGACAUGUAUGUCCUUAAAGGAGCAGUGUGUAGGAUUCACGAGAUUUAGUAGCAUCUUUCAGUGAGGUUUUCAGAUUGUAACCAGCUGAAACUUCUCCCGUGUGCCAAGCAUGAACUCCCGGUUAGAGUUCCUGCAGUGCUCAUUGCUCAGGAGGCUUUUACCGGAAGCCAAAUUAUCCACAAAGGUCUUCUCCUCUCCAAAUCAAAUGGACCAGGUGAUUAAAACCAGGGGGGCUACUUACUACGGUGGCCAAUGCAAAAACGCAAAUGGCCUGAUCUAGAGCCAGUGUUUGGUUUGCCUAUUCUGGGGCUACUGUAGAAACACUGUGCUGCAGCUGGCAAACUUUAUAGAAGAGGACCCAUUCCUCACGUAGAUAUAAACCAGUAAUUCUAAGAAUCUUGCCGAUAUAGCCCCCUAAAUUCUACACACUGGACCUCUAAUUUUGGUUUUGACAGGAUAUUUUUAAACCAUUUUCCUUUAAACUUGAAUAAAAACAUACUUUUAAUGGUGCUUUAUACGGUAUAUGUUAGAGACAGAGACAGACAGAAAUAUCCGUUGAAUAAUCCAACAAACUAAAGAUAUGUGACAAAUUAAGGUACUAUGUUACAUUGAUUUAAAAAAAAACAAAAACAUAUGUAGCCACAGAGCAGUCUUGCUCUUUGAUUUUUAAAACUCCUUCAAAGAUCCAGACAUAUUAAUGUUAGAGCUGCUACAUUACAGACGGUCUCUCUGAUGGUAGCCAAAUUUAUAUCACCUCAAGGUGUAUGUUGUCAUAUUGUCAAACCCUACUACUUUAAUCAGUGUCGUCAGUGUAAACCAGUGAGCAGUCUCACUUUGUAAUUCAUUGCUCACAUGCAGACAGGAAAAGUUUUUAAACUCUGUCACAAUAAAAGUGAACAAAACAUUGAUUCGUCGCUGUAAAGACAUCAGCAGGUGUCGGUUAAACGGCAGAAAACUGUGUGCUGCUGGCAGUGAUCCACCUGUUUCCUGUUCCUUCACUCCUUAUCAACAACGUAUACAUUCAGAAAAUAUAUCUGACAAGCACAUGUUUGGUUUUUGUUUUGGUGUUACAGAAGAACAGCACAACAUAUUUAAAUGAAUCCUUAUCAAGUCCCAAUUGUCCUCUACUUCCCCCUUUUUUUACUGUUUGACUUUUAGAAAUUAUGAAAUAAAAAAUGAUAAUUGUAAAUGUCUGUUUAUUGCAUUAACUAGGAAAAACAUGGAAGAUGUGUGUGUCACUCACAUGAAUUAUGUUGCAUUUAAACCAACCACUAUAAUUUUAACCUUCUGUAGAAUUCUAAAUGAGAAAUUGUUUUGAAUAAACAUAUUUUGAACAAA